AUGGCAAUUGUUCAACACCGUGUACCGGGUAACUGGAAUUGUAUCUGGAGCUUAAAAUUGCCCCCGAAAGUUAAGAAUUUCCUUUGGCGAGCUUGCCGCGAUUGCUUGCCCACGAGAAUUCGUUUGCAAUCUAAAGGAGUUCAGUGUACUGACAGGUGUGCAGUGUGUGAUGAUUUUGGAGAGGAUAGCAACCAUUUGUUCUUUAUGUGUAGUAAAAGUAUGCUUUGUUGGCAACGUAUUGGCUUAUGGAGCCCUUUGAUGGCUGUCUUUGAUAUCAAUGUCAGUUUUCCAACCAAUGUGUUUGCUAUCCUACAACACCUGGAUCAGCAGCAAAAGCAAAUCUUCAGUGUGACCCUUUGGAGUAUUUGGAAGCAUCGAAACAAUAAGGUAUGGAACAACAUCACUGAUACAACUCAAGAUAUUUGUGCUCGUGCAGGUUCUCUUCUUACUAGCUGGAGGAAUGCUCAGAAUAUUCGGCAUCCUAGCCCUCAAAAUCCUUCCACCCCGAAUGAUUUGAAGUGGAUUAAACCAAGUCCUGGUAGGUUUACUUGUAAUGUUGAUGCGUCCUUUUCUCAAGCUCGGAAUCGGGUUGGUAUUGGUGUUUGCAUUCAAGAUGAAGAAGGUCGUUUUGUUUUAGCCAAGACUGAAUGGAUGACUCCGCUCCUUGAUGUCGAUUUGGGUGAGGCUUUGGGUUUGUUAUCAGCAAUGCACUGGGUUCGUGAUCUCCAACUAGGUAUUGUGGACUUUGAGCUUGACUCCAAAAUUAUGGUAAACAGUCUUUAUGGUAGUACUAGUGGCGUCUCUAAUUUUAGCGCAGUUAUUAAUGAUUGUAGACGUCUGUUAGCUUCUGAUUUAGUAACCUCUGAUGUUAGGUUCAUUCGGAGACAAGCCAACAAAGUCGCUCAUAGCUUUGCUAGAGUGGCUUUGCGUCAUGCUAGUUUCCAUAUUCAUAUUAGGAUUCCAUCUUGUAUCUCUACUAUUAUUUUGAAUGAAAUGCAAUAA
Medicago truncatula (barrel medic) is the source of this 1002-nucleotide messenger RNA. RefSeq lists its product as uncharacterized. The coding region runs from base 1 to 1002 and encodes 333 amino acids. The transcript has a single exon. Gene Ontology annotation, molecular function: nucleic acid binding; RNA-DNA hybrid ribonuclease activity. The record is from RefSeq and is a predicted model, not a curated record. NCBI's taxonomy places the organism in Eukaryota, Viridiplantae, Streptophyta, Magnoliopsida, Fabales, Fabaceae.